Messenger RNA from Aspergillus homomorphus CBS 101889, 660 nucleotides. RefSeq names its product ankyrin repeat domain-containing protein. The record is from RefSeq and is a predicted model, not a curated record. The coding region runs from base 1 to 660 and encodes 219 amino acids. Gene Ontology annotation, molecular function: protein binding. The transcript has a single exon. NCBI's taxonomy places the organism in Eukaryota, Fungi, Ascomycota, Eurotiomycetes, Eurotiales, Aspergillaceae.
AUGGUGGGAUUCCUGCUCGCUCGCGGGGCCGACGUCAAUGCGGCAGCCGGGAGGUACGGGAAUGCGCUGCAUUUAGCAGUGCGAGGAGGACACAUAGUGGUCGUCGAGUCCUUAUUGGACAGUGGUGCCGACGUCGACGCAAAGGGAGGGCUCUGCGGGAAUGCACUCUGCGCGGCUGCAUGGAGACGCAAUCUGAAGAUGGCGCCGCUAUUGAUCUCAAGGAAAGCCCGCUUGGACAUUGUCGACCGGCUCCUUGAUGGCACUCCCUACCUCGGGCUUCUGGAAAAUGACAUUGAGGUGAUUGGGAGACUGGAGACCGACCCGCAUAUACGGGAGACAUUGGGGAAGGUUUUCGGAGAACAAUUCCAAGAUGAUGCCGCAGUUAUCGAGAUGGUGCUUGCUAACAGCUUCGAAGCUGAUGCCCUGCAGAUAGCGACGAGGAGAGGGUGUGCGGAAAUUGUGGAGUUGCUGAUCCAGAGCGGAGCGGAUGUCAAUAGGCAAGCUGGGCAGCUCGAAAAUGCGUUGCAGGUCGCUGCCAGGCGGCGCCAGGUUGAAGUGGCGCAGAUACUGCUUGCUCAAGGUGCUGACGUUAAUGGCGAUGUGGGUACUUUGGUAAUGCGUUACAGGCUGCGUGUUGGACGGGAUGCACUGAAAUGGUAA